Messenger RNA from Oncorhynchus masou masou (cherry salmon), 4144 nucleotides. Its product is annotated as tetraspanin-7-like. The transcript has 8 exons. The coding region runs from base 22 to 867 and encodes 281 amino acids. Gene Ontology annotation, cellular component: plasma membrane. The record is from RefSeq and is a predicted model, not a curated record. NCBI's taxonomy places the organism in Eukaryota, Metazoa, Chordata, Actinopteri, Salmoniformes, Salmonidae.
CUGAGCCUGUAUCAGUGGUUAAUGGGGCAAUUUUGGCGGCUGCGCUGUGAAUGUCCUCUAGCGGAGAGUCAUGGUAGCGCAAGGUUUGCAGAAACCUCCUUUUCAGUUUACUGUGGUAGGGCAUUGGGCAUAAUGGAGACCAAACCAGUGAUAACCUUUCUCAAAACCCUCCUCAUCGUUUACUCCUUCGUAUUUUGGAUCACAGGAGCGAUCCUCUUGGCAGUGGGAGUAUGGGGGAAGUUUAUGCUGGGCCCUUAUAUCUCUCUGAUAGCUGAGAACACCACCAAUGCUCCAUACGUCCUCAUCGGCACUGGGACUGUCAUCAUCGUCUUCGGCCUGUUCGGAUGCUUCGCCACCUGCAGGGGGAGCCCAUGGAUGCUCAAACUGUAUGCAAUGUUCUUAUCCCUGGUGUUCCUAGCUGAGUUGGUGGCUGGGAUCUCUGGCUUUGUUUUUCGUCAUGAGAUAAAGGGAACCUUCCUGAGGACGUAUACUGACGCGGUGUUGAACUAUGAUGCUGAGGAUGAGAAGAGCCUGGUUGUGGACAACGUCCAAAGCAGCCUGCAUUGCUGUGGGGUGUACAACUACACCAGCUGGUUGGGCAGUGUGUACUACCCUGCUAACGGCUUUCCCUUGAGCUGCUGCUCCAACUCCUCUGACUGCAACCCGCAGGACCUCCGCAACACCACCAUAAACCACACCAAAAUCAACCAGCAGGGCUGUUAUGAACUGGUCACCUCCUUCCUCGAGAUCAACAUGGCCAUCAUUGCAGGAGUGACUUUUGGCAUCGCCUUCUCACAGUUGAUUGGCAUGUUGCUGGCAUGUUGUCUGUCCAGGAUCAUUACAGCUAAUCAGUAUGAGAUGGUGUAGCUGGGAGAGCAGGGAGAUGAAGAGGAGAGGGUGAACAGCAUCUUGGUAGACUGGGACAGAAGAUCCCCACAACACUAGCACAUUGCAUCACUAAACCCCCCCCCCCUCUCUCUCUCUCCCCCCCCUCUCUCUCUCUCACUUUCUCUCCCCUCUCUCUCUCUCUCUCUCUCUCUCUCUCUCACUUUCUCUCCCCUCUCCCUCUCUCGCUCUAUCUCACUUUCUCUCCCCUCUCGCUCUCGCUCUCUCUCGCUCUCUCUCUCACUUUCUCUCCCCUCUCACCCCCCCCUCUCUCUCUCAUUAUUGUAACUUAUUGUAAAGAAACACCAUUCCUUAAUGCUACUUUGCCGUGAGCUUCUCUCAGUACCUUAAACUCCUCCACUGAAUGACUCUGCUGGUAAAAGUUGCAAGUAAGCACUGAUCUAGGAUCAGCUUACCCUCCCCAACACAAGAUUGACCUUGGACCAGCAUCUAGGGGCAACGUCCUCCUACUCCAUAUGAGCUUAGCAGUCUCUGACACUGUGGAGAAGUUUCCCUGAGGUACAGGUCUAGGAUCAGCUCACCCCCCUUGAUGCUAACUUUAACCAUUAAGAUAAUGAAUGAAUAUCUGACCCUGCAUUAGUGCUAAGGGGCAACGUCAUCCUUCUCCUUAGCAGUCUUUGACCCCUGUGUCUCCCUGUCCUCUCACAGUUCCCCCUUGUGGUCUGGCAUGCUCCAUAUAGGCCCUAGCAUCUCCAAAGCGAUGCACAUAUUUGAAUAGACAUUACAUUAUUAACCCACAUAAAUAUAUACAGUCGCUGACAUACACUGUAUUUUCAUUAUGUUCCUAAUCACUGUAAAUACCUAAACUUCAGACAUUUAAAGAAGAUAUGUUGAUGAAACAUUGAGAGAGCAUUUAGAGCUAACUUUAGCCUUUCAUUUGCAUCUUUGCUUUUUUGCUGCUACAUGGAUGAUAUCUGACUAUUGUGUCCAUAUCUAUGGCAUUAGAUAACAAUGAACUGCAAUUGAUUUGGUCUGUGGAUGUGUAAAUGUGGCUUACUCUGGCUGGUGGGAGAAGCUAUAGGAGGACUGGCUCAUUGUAAUGGCUGGAGUGGAGUUAAACGUGGUUUCAUAUGUUUGAUACGUUCCAUUUAUUCCAUUCCUAUAGCUCCUCCCACUUACGCGCUCCUAGGUUCUUUAUAAUUUAUUAUAAUAACACAUCAUGAUGUGUGUGUGCCGACUUUGGUCUGGAACACUGUGCUGUUCGGAUUUAUUUGUAUGUUCUUGUAAUAUUUGUGUGUUUAGUUUUGUCUGAUUCUGAUAAAUAGUAUUAUUUAUUGAUUUUAUUGAUGUUAUGUGUUUUUGUGCCACAUGUUGAGAUAUAUAGACCUAUGUUUACAUUUUGCUUAAUUUAUGUAUUGUUGACAUUUCAUUUUUUUGUAUGUUUUUUUUGUAUGUCUGCCUUUGAUUGUGCAUCUUUGUGCACGUUUGUGUGUGAGUGAGUGAGAAAGAGUAGAGGUGGAAUCCCGACAUGAGUGUUCAACCGGGAAUAGGGUAUCAUUUGAGAUACAGUCAAUGCUCAUAUAGAUGUACGGCUCAGGUCAAUGACAUGAUUUCAAUGCUCCAACCGGGGCCUCUUAUGGUGUUGUGUAUGUAUGUAUGUCCAUGUCUUAGUCAUGACAGAGGCAGCUGGGACCUCUGUGCUAUAGACGGGUUCACUGACAACGUCAUGAAAACAUUGCGUGUGCUUCAAAGGGGCAGAAGCUGUGUGUUGUUAUGUUUCUGGAUGGCCAGAUAGCUAGCAAAACAGACGUGUGGGGAAUCGUAAGUGGCUCGUUUGCUCCUGUACUUAUCUUGUUGUGAGGUGUUUUGACUUAUGCCACGUCACAUCGAUGCUAUUAUGGCAAAGAUUUGCGAGCUAGCUAGCUAACCAACAACUGUAACAAUGUAUUUGAGUGCUCAUUGUGCAAUUUUAUUUAUUUUUUCAGUAAACAUUGGAGACGAAAUAUAGUUUACCUGUGAUCAACAAUCCAAGCCAACCCUGUAUGUUUUGCCCCAUUAGUUGUACAUGGUUCGGUUUUGUUGCUAAACAACCAACCCAUCUAUACAAGGGAUCUCAGCCCUGGUUCUGGGUCUCCCAUGUAUGCUGUUUUCACUAAUGACUCAGAUUUACAAUACUUGGUUAUUAAAAUCUCAACUAUUUUGCAUGAAAUCUUUUUAUGGAAGGGAUUACUGGUAUGUACAUAGAAAUUGCAUGGUAAAAUGGUAAUUAUACAAUAAUAUCUAUGAAUAAUUUAUUUGUUUUGUUGAUACUAAAUUAGAGCACCAUUCCAUAUAUCAGGUAAACAACCGGUAGCUGAACCUUUAAACAAAAUGCUACCAAGAAAUCCCAGUGUAUUGAAAUGAAUUUCCUUCCCUAAAAUGGAUGGAUUAUGUGAAAUCCUGUGAACAGCUUGGGUCCCCAGUUUCCCCACCUCCAGCAGAGUAGUAAGCCACUUUACUGUUAUUAAGUAGAUCACUAAGUCCUACCAAACUAACAAAACAAAUGUGUGAAAGUGACCAGUCAAUAAAUAUUGCAAUCCAAAGUUGCAGCGUUAACGAAAAGCUAAAACAUUGUUUUGUAGCCAACCUUUUUAAACAACUCAGCACCAGCUAUUAUAGCAUGCCAACAGAGGCAUCAUGCAUAUCUUGUUUAAAAAAUAUGUACCCAUUUUUUGGUAAAACAUUUUGUUGUUGUUUGUUGUUGGCUUUACCUAGCCCAGAUAAGUUCCCAACCUCAUAACUAGCUACCAAGAAGUCGUUUCAGGCUAUCAAUCAAGUUAGAGUAGCUAGCUUGUCUAACUAUCUUAGUUGGCAUGCAUGCUGAAAAGGCUGGUAGAUUUUAGAAAAGCAAGCAAUUACUAAAUGUACUGAAUAAGACUCACAUUCCUUUCCAUCUUUUACUCAGAUUUUUGCAGAGAUGCAGAGAAGAACAUUUGUUAUUUAAAACAAAAAGACACCAGUCAUGAUUAUACCGACAGCUCAAGAGUUUUGCUUAGAUAUUUUGAAAAAUACAAAUAUUUUUGACAUAAUGAUUAUGGCUCUAGAUUGCAGGAAAAGGCUGUUUUCAGGUGAUUGAAAAAUGCAAAAUGAUCCAUCUUCCCAUCACUCCAGACCAUCCCCCCCAGCCAUCCUUAUGUAAUUUGUGCCCACUCAGAUUUUUGGGGUGCAUGACACCCCUGCAUGCCAAUACAGUGUGUUCAGUUGUUGAUAUUGUAACCAUCAGUGAUCACUGUAUUAAUAAAUGAUCGUCAUAACUUUA